AUGUCCUCAGCUCCCCUACAACCUGACUUAAGGGGAAUGUCCUCAGCUCCCCUACAACCUGACUUAAGGGGAAUGUCCCCAGUUCCCUUACAACCUGACUUAAGGGGAAUGUCCUCAGCUCCCCUACAACCUGACUUAAGGGGAAUGUCCCCAGUUCCCCUACAACCUGACUUAAGGGGAAUGUCCCCAGCUCCCCUAAAACCUGACUUAAGGGGAAUGUCCCCAGUUCCCUUACAACCUGACUUAAGGGGAAUGUCCUCAGCUCCCUUACAACCUUUCUUAAGGGGAAUGUCCUCGGCUUCCUUACAACCAGACUAA
This is a messenger RNA of Candidula unifasciata, 318 nucleotides long. The record is from the annotation of a GenBank genome assembly. Lineage: Eukaryota; Metazoa; Mollusca; Gastropoda; Stylommatophora; Geomitridae.